Messenger RNA from Echinococcus granulosus, 1476 nucleotides. RefSeq names its product POU domain-containing transcription factor. Lineage: Eukaryota; Metazoa; Platyhelminthes; Cestoda; Cyclophyllidea; Taeniidae. The transcript is spliced from 2 exons. The record is from RefSeq and is a predicted model, not a curated record. Bases 1 to 1476 code for a protein of 491 amino acids. Gene Ontology annotation, molecular function: DNA-binding transcription factor activity, RNA polymerase II-specific; RNA polymerase II cis-regulatory region sequence-specific DNA binding. Gene Ontology annotation, biological process: regulation of transcription by RNA polymerase II.
AUGACGACAGAAGGUCCACUUCAAGUAGCUGAAAACAACAGUUUCUCAAAAAACCACAUUUCCACCCAACAGCAGCUACUUUACUUUUCCCAACGUGAGAAUUUUGCAGGUCCAGGAAGCACCGAUCAGCAGCAAUUACAGCAACAGCAGCAACAACAGACAGGAAACCUCAUGCGCGGCUACUCAUUCCUUGCCGAUCAAAUCUACCGGUCCGUCUCAAAUCCCCUCUACAAACUCGUGCGGACUGUAGAAGACACAGUUGGCGCUGAAUCCACUAAUAAACAACCCGAAGAUUCAUUUCAAAAUGGUUACCAAGGCUAUCAGACAACCCCCAGUCUGAAAUUCGAGUCUAGUGGUAAUUUUGAAGGCGAAAAUGAUUGGGCAGAAGCUAAUCACUCUACCACUAAUGCUGACAGCAGUGCCGCGGCCUACUACCAACAGCAACAUUUCGACUCUUCGGCGGCGAAUUCGGGCACUUCUACAUCGCCACCAAUAAAUCAUGAGGUAUCCUUCCCACCAGCAGGCAACAGCACUGCUGAACUACCUUCCUGUCCUGGAUGUUGCGUUCCUCCCGCCGCUACACCUCACCAAACCAAUGCCUACCCAGAAGCUGGGACAGAAUUGAACAACAGUCUUUGUCUCGUAGACCCAAUGCGUGCACUUCCACGCUAUUUUACGACAGGUCUCUGGCCUCCUGUCAUCAAUCCGGCUAAAUUGGAAUGGAAUGGUGGGUCUGGUGUAAGAGAGGAUGAUGCCCGAUUGUUGGACAUGAACCGUAUCUACAGUGAUGGAAGCUACCGCAUGACUGGGGGUGCUGCAGCUGCGACUGUCUACCCGGGUUAUGUAGGGGGUGUACAGGACACAAAAGACUUUUUUUUCACUCCACGUCAUUCAACUGCCGGAGAUGCAGUCUUUCGACAUAAAACUGAGGUGCACCGAUUGUCAGUCGCGGCGGCGGUGUCGGCGGUGGAUUGUGAUCCGCAAGAAUUAGAGGCCUUCGCGGAACGAUUCAAGCAGCGGAGGAUCAAGUUGGGCGUAACACAGGCGGAUGUUGGCAAAGCGCUGGGUCGUCUAAAUCUAGCUGGGGUUGGAUCUUUCUCCCAAUCAACAAUUUGUCGUUUUGAGUCGCUCACACUGAGCCACAACAACAUGCUUGCGUUAAAACCCAUCUUACAGGCGUGGUUGGAUGAGGCGGAACAAGAGGCAGCAGCAAGACAAAAAAACCCCAAUGCCUAUGACAUGGAGGAGGAUGAUAAGAAGAGAAAACGCACCUCUAUUACGGACCCCGAGAAACGAUCAUUGGAGGCGUUUUUUGGGAUUCAGCCGAGGCCUUCGAGCGAAAAGAUUGCCCAGAUCGCAGAGAAAUUGAAUCUUAAGAAGAAUGUGGUGCGAGUGUGGUUCUGCAACCAACGGCAGAAGCAGAAAAGAAUGAAAUUUUCGACGGUUGGACUGCUGCAUCAAGUGAAUGGAAUGUGA